This is a messenger RNA of Condylura cristata (star-nosed mole), 5070 nucleotides long. It is a transcript of the gene PCGF5, whose product is annotated as polycomb group ring finger 5. The transcript has 11 exons. Gene Ontology annotation, biological process: regulation of transcription by RNA polymerase II. Bases 380 to 1189 code for a protein of 269 amino acids. The record is from RefSeq and is a predicted model, not a curated record. Gene Ontology annotation, cellular component: PRC1 complex. NCBI's taxonomy places the organism in Eukaryota, Metazoa, Chordata, Mammalia, Eulipotyphla, Talpidae.
CUGAGCUGUUUGAUGAUGAUGAUGAUGAUGAUGAUGAUGAUGAUGAUGAUGAUACCACCAUCUUUUGGUAGUUAAACUGCAAUAGUCUGCUCAUCGCCUGGAAAAAGAAAUCAUAAAGUAAAAAUGUUACACUAAGAGUGUUAUGGUUUGAACCUGUCAUCAAGAGCUUAUUGGGAUUGUAGAAGUUACCAACCCUAUAUGGAAAAGCGGAUCAACCAAAAGGAGUGAUGACCAUCAAUCUCUUGAUAAAUCCGGAUGAUAGUUUCCAUGCCUCAGGACGUCCAGUUGGGUACUUCACACCAAUUCCUGGGAUCGGACUUUCAUCCACUUAAUACCCCUCUUUGCUUGUACUGCUAAAAGCCUUCCUAACUAAUCACGAAUGGCUACUCAAAGGAAACACUUGGUGAAAGAUUUCAAUCCUUACAUCACCUGCUAUAUCUGCAAAGGGUAUCUUAUCAAGCCAACCACAGUGACGGAAUGUCUCCAUACCUUCUGUAAGACUUGUAUUGUACAGCACUUUGAAGAUAGCAAUGACUGUCCAAGGUGUGGCAACCAAGUACAUGAGACAAAUCCCUUAGAAAUGCUGAGGUUGGACAAUACAUUAGAAGAAAUUAUAUUUAAGCUGGUCCCUGGACUACGAGAACAAGAACUUGAGCGUGAAUCUGAAUUUUGGAAGAAAAAUAAGCCUCAAGAAAAUGGACAAGAUGAUACUUCAAAAGUUGACAAACCUAAAGUGGAUGAAGAAGGUAAUGAAAAUCAAGAUGAUAAAGAUUAUCACAGAAGUGACCCACAAAUUGCUAUUUGUCUAGAUUGUUUACGAAAUAACGGACAAUCGGGGGACAAUGUAGUAAAGGGUUUAAUGAAGAAAUUCAUUCGAUGUUCUACACGUGUGACUGUGGGAACUAUUAAAAAAUUUCUAAGUUUAAAGCUAAAACUUCCAAGUUCUUAUGAGUUGGAUGUGCUGUGCAAUGGUGAAAUUAUGGGAAAGGAUCAUACUAUGGAAUUCAUCUACAUGACGAGAUGGCGACUGAGAGGCGAAAAUCCUCUGCUUUCAUCAUGGACUCAUGUUCUUCCUGCUCACCUUUUCUUGGUUUCGGUGUCUGAACUGCUCAGCUUCGCAAGUCUGCUCUCAGGAUGGCCCUUUGUAUCAGUCCUACCCCAUGGUAUUGCAGUAUCGACCAAGAAUUGAUUUCGGUUAGACCAAAGGGCCUAGAUCCCACCGAGAUGAAUCCUGCACUAUUUGUUUACUCAUCGACAGAUUGCACAGUGAACGGUGUGUGGACUAGAGGGACACAACCAGAUUUUCAGCAUGCAAAUAAGGCCACUGUCUGUCUGAAUUGUCAGUUGCAUUUAUGUUAUUUUUAUUAAGAGCAAACCAAGUGCCAUUCUGCUACUGAACCGUCUGCAUAAGGUAUUUGUGCUGUCUCACAGUGUACAAUCAAUCAUGGUUACAAUCAGUUAGGUAUGCAGCCAUGAUCCAGCCAUCUGAAUAUUUUGCUUGCUUGUUCUAAGAUUGUUCUAAUGUUUGACUACACUAGUAAUAUGGCUCAGUCUCUGUGGUGUUGUAGUUUUCAUGUGCUAUUUUAUUAAUUCUUGUUUAAAUAGAGUACUGUACAAGAAACUAAUAAUUAUACCUUGAAAUUAUUUUGUAUGGAAAAUAUAUUUAGACAACUGGUUUUUGAGCCACUGUCCUGUUCUUGGUAAGUUUUUUGUGUACAAAAGUAGUUUACUCAAGUGUGCAAGUCCUUUUGGGAAAAACUCAUUAUUCUUUAACAUUAAUGCACAUUUUAAACAUUUUCAGUCAUCUGUCUGUGUAGUUUACCAAUUGCAGAAGAAAGGCAUACUAGCCCUCUCGAUUGAAAAUGUAUGUGACUUCUUAGAGAACUGAAGUUAGAUUCACAAGCAUUUGAAACAUUGGCAGCUGAUCAUAUUUACUUUUAACAAAACAAAUGUAUGUGUAAGGUUAAUUUUUCAUAAUGCCUUAUGACAAGCAGGUGCUGCUUCAUGAAACAUCAUUGUAUAGUCCAUUUUACGUGCAUCUUUAUAUGGUUGCUCUCAUUUGAGUACAUUCUCUUUUUAAGUUGGCCUUAGGUGUGUGUCAUUGUGGCAUGCAGAGGAUUUUGAUGAUUUUAAAUAUUAGGAUUUUUAGAACAGAUAGCACUAGCUAUUUUAUGGAUUUCAAAAGUCUCAAAGCAACUGUAGAUUAAAAACUGUUAACUUAUUACAUUUCCAAACCAUAUGCAUAAAAUAGAAUAAAUACAUUGUAGCACAUAAAUAUGCUAACCAAGGUAAUGGGUUUAAGGAUAUUUUAGCUGCUAUCAUAAUCAGGAUGCAGUGGAAUCACUGAUUUAUCCACAAGUUUAGUUAACAAUCAGAGCUGUGGUUAAUAUCAUUGAUUGUAACUUCUGUUAAGUCUUCCAUUCAUUUUGAGAUUAGGUUGCAAGUCCAAGAAAACCAUGUUAUGUUAAAUGAAGAACUUCAUUUUAAACUUUUUACAUUUUACAAUUGGUUUCAAAAAACUUCUUUGGAAGUUUUACUAAUUGCUUCAAAACAAGUUAAUGUCUCAGACUUAAGAAAAAGCCUCACAAGUUAGGGAAAAUACUUAUUUUAAAAAUCAGACAUGAGCACAAACUCAUGUUUUUGUACUCAAUAAGGUAGAUGUAUUACAUUUUCUAGUAAAAUGCAUCGUAAAGUCAUGCCUCCUGAAGCAUCAAGAUGCUUAGAAAUAUACUUUAAAAGCGCAUACAAAAUACAAAUAUUGAUGCAUUUCACAGUAUAAAAGGCUGAAACUUCAUUAUUAUCUUUCCUAUAUAUUUUUAUUUCAAGUCAGAAGUCUGUUAAAAUUUUUUUGUUCUGAUUUUGUCAAAAAGUUUAUGGCAAUAAUUUAUUAAUUUUAUUUUGUUAACGUGUUUAUUCUUAGAAAGGCUCACUUGCAGAAUUUUAAAAGCAGACUUUUUAACUCUCUAAAUGGUUGGAACAGACCUUUGUACUCAACCAAAUACUAAUUAUCUAGCUACAAAAGUUUCGCUCUACUGUGAAAUCUAGUGCCCUGAAAAUUUUUCUCACAUUUAAAUUUAUUACAUCUAAGUCAAUGAUUUUCAUAAGUGGAAGUUACUUUUAGUAUAGUUAAUUUAACGCAAAAUGAAGUGAGAAUGCAUUUUAAAAACCACAAUUGAGACCUGUUUGGGCUCCCAACCAAAACUUAUUGCCUUCCAGUUUUGUUUAACAUCUCUGCAAAAUUCAUGUUACCUUCAUCAUAUGUAAUUUCACUACCUUCCAAGGAAGUUCAUAGAAAGCAGUUAUAGAAGUAAAAAUAGUUAUAUAUAAAAUUCCUUUUUUAAUGUUAACACAGUAAUGUUUUUGUUGAAAAAUAAUGGAGUAUGUGCCAAAAUAUGUGAAAACCUUAAAGAAGGGCAUCGACUCAUUUGUGAAAGGCACACAUUUUGUGAUGGCUCCAAGUAAGGCAGGUAUUAUUGUUGGAACCAUAGACCUCUCAAGCUGACCUCCUUGGGUAUCUUCAACAUAACUUUCUAAGUAUGGGACUACAUCCAUGUCCAGUAACACACUAAAUCCAUGGUUGUUGUCUGAGACAGGCUGUGGAUUUAGCAAGAAACUAGGUACAGAAGAAAUUCAGUAAACUGUUGUGGCUAGCUUUAUAAAUUUUGGGUGCUAAUAAAACAAACUAUAUAAAUCGAUAGUCAUCUGAAUCUGCAGAGUCAAAGAAUAAAACCAAAUUAAAUUCUCUUUAAUCUGUUGUUUCUUAAAGCAAUAAACUGAAGGAACUUUACUUCCAUAAUGUUUUCUCUGUUUUAGAUAUCAUAGAUGUAAAGAGGUCAAGAAACCAUGGCUAUAAAGAAGGCCUGUUACAGCCAUCACUUUAAUAGAAGUAAUCAAUCAUCAUAGGCUAAUAGGAAAAUCAUAAUAUGGACUUUUCUCUAGACUAACAAAAUAUGUGUAAGAAGUGUGAAAAUUGAACUAAAAUACUUGUAAAUGAGGUAGUAUUGGAUCUUGCAGUCUGCAGUGCAGUUACCAUGGGGUAAUGUUCUUUCCCUUUAGAAAAGCUUCUUUAUUCAUUGAAAAUUUGUCCUAUACUAAUAUGCCACCCUUUAUUAAAGUAAUGCAUUUUCUAAACUAUAUUAUACAUUCAAAUGUAAUCUGAAUGUUUAAGAAAAAGUGAGUUAAAUCUUGUGAACUUUCUAGCUUUAUUGAAAUAUUUAAGAGAAAGUGCCUCAUUGCUAAAGUGCAUUUCUGUUUUAGAUUUACUGCGUGAAUUUUGACUUCUCUGUUUCUAUCUCUUACAAAUAACAGCGUAUUUAAAUACUCACUAGCCAAUUAAAGUGAUUGCUAAGAAAGUAGAUAUCACCAAAGACAUUUUAUCUUUAAUAAUCAUGUUGGAGAGACAGUUUUAAUAGUUUGGAGGCUGGAAACUUUCAGAUUAAUUUUAUAGUUUAGCAAUAACACUGAUUAAUUGCUAAGAUAUCACCAAAGAAAGGCUUUCAACUAAAUUUUCAUAGUGAGAUUAGUGUAGGUUUUUCUUGCUAUACUCAAAGUAUAGUUCCUUUUAAAGACUUCCAUUGUCUUUAAGCACCCUCUGACAGAUCUUAGGAAAUCUUCAAAGGUGAAAAAAGUAAAACAACAGACUGGAUGAAAAUGGGAGCAAUACAUACUUUGAAAGUAAAAUUGAGAUUUUAAAUUUUAAUAUGAAAAAUAUUCCGUGGAGGCACUAAAAUCUAAAAUUACAUUUAGUUCUGGGUUCUUAGUAUUAUGAGAAGUUGUUUUGAAGACAGACUUUGAUAAAAUUGCUGAUGUUCUUACUUGCACAGAAAAUCUAUUGGACUUACAGAAAUAAGUGCUAUUUCUGUAUUUCAAAGCAAAAUUUUCUAGAGCCUUCCCCCCCCCCCCCAAAGGUAACUCCUGUCUUCUCAGCAGUUACUUUAUUAGAAGUUAGCCAUACAGCCAAACCCGGCAAAAUGGCUGCAAACCAACAGCACAUACACUGAGCAUUAAACCCUCUCAAUUAGCAUUGCAUUCUCCUUGGGAGCUCAUGCUGUGGGCCACUGUUCAGGCAAU